Molecule: messenger RNA, 1413 nt
Organism: Penicillium manginii
Lineage: Eukaryota; Fungi; Ascomycota; Eurotiomycetes; Eurotiales; Aspergillaceae
Exons: 3
Coding region: 1-1413 (470 amino acids)
Source: RefSeq, a predicted model, not a curated record
AUGUUUCCUCCGAUUCGGCCGCUCCUAUUCCCCGUUCUUCCAACGCAGCCACCAAGAGACAAUUCGACUUCAAACACGCCGGGAAACGAACAACAGGAAUCCCAAGACAGCUUGACCGGUGUUCCGGAGAAUCACAAGGGAGAGACUGCCGAGCAAGAAGCCAAAGUGCUGCUGGAUAGCUUUGCGACGAUGGCCGUCGAGGGUGCUGCUGGGAAAUUCGGAUAUCCUCUUGACGAAGAGACUGCGGAGGGUUCUACUGCACUUAUUGCAGCAGCACCGGCUGAUAUCACGCCUGACACACCCGAAGCAGCCGCGGAGAAAUCUGCAGAAGAAAAGACCAAAAAGCCCAUGAAGAAGAAGGUAUCCCAAGGAAUGGAUAAAGCCAUGCGAGUGGAUUGCAGUAUUCUUUCUCCUACUCCACCAUUCUAUCUCAUUUCAACACGCCUCCGCAUCUCAGGUAUCUUGAGCAUCGUGUGUCUCGUCGCCCCAUUCGCAUCCAGUUAUUGGAUCAUCAAACUUGUCGGAUUCGCUCUAGGAUUCGCCUUCUUCGGUGCACCGGCUUUCACCUACACGACGGAUCUUCUCAACCGCAAAUUUCCAGACUGGAAGGAGCAGCUCGAUAUCAACAUGACACUUCUGAAAGGAGUACCCACAAACGCCCAACUAACCUUAACACUCCUCCGAAUCGGUGAAAUCAAUUCAUCACCUCUCCCACCACCACCAACAACCGAGGACAGUGAGCCCGCAUGGCCAAUCAAGCGCAAGAAGUCCAAGGCAGUGACCAUUCCCCAAACAGGCGACUUGGCUAGCGUUUCAACCGACUCAAGCACCAACCUAUCAUCCGAGAGCCUCGCCGCAUCAAAACCCAAAAAGCGAACGAUCUUCAAAAUCCUCAAGUUCUUCCGCCGCACAAUCGCAACCGCAAUUCGCGGCCACGUUGCCUUCGACCGAGCAAUGGCAAUAGCAGGAUCAGCACACACAAAGAAUCUCCUAGGCAUGCUCCAAAACCAUCGCUUCUCCGGCACACCAUACGGGCCAUUGAAAUUUGAUGCAAAGUUCGAGCGCAAGCGCGGGGCAGCCGUUAUCGAUUCCACCAAGGAACCGCCCAUUUUAUACUUCACGACGUAUCAAUCAGCCGGAUUGGAAGAUCUGAGCAUUGAAGCGCGGAAGAAGGGAUCCGUUCUGUUUCAGAUUCCAGUCACGGAGAUCCAGGAGGUGCGGAAGACGGAAGGAUUGGGGUGGAAGGGCAAGUUGAUUGUUGAAUUGACGGCUGGUAGUAAAGAGGCUGCCGAUGGAAUGGUCGUGGUCGGCAAGGAGAUCGGGCAAUCGUUCCAUCUUACGGGUAUGAGGUCUCGGAAUCAGUUGUUCAAUCGAUUGGUUGCAAUUGAUGCGCAGUUUUGGGAGAGCCGGUGA